Molecule: messenger RNA, 1110 nt
Organism: Calypte anna (Anna's hummingbird)
Lineage: Eukaryota; Metazoa; Chordata; Aves; Apodiformes; Trochilidae
Gene: ALKBH4
Product: alkB homolog 4, lysine demethylase
Exons: 4
Coding region: 25-1110 (361 amino acids)
Biological process (GO): actomyosin structure organization; oxidative demethylation; protein demethylation
Cellular component (GO): midbody; contractile ring
Molecular function (GO): actin binding; oxidoreductase activity; demethylase activity
Source: RefSeq, a predicted model, not a curated record
GGAUCCUCCGCGCAGCCGGCGGGGAUGGAGGCGGCGGGGGACGGCGAAGGACCGGGCUGCGGCUGCAAAGGGAUCCGCUCCUGCCUGCUCUGCGAGGGGCCCGCGCAGGCCGCUCCGCCCCCCCAGGAUAAAGAUGUUACUAAGAAGGAAAAGCAGGUUCAAACCUGGAGCUCUAAGAAAAUCAGGGAAGAGUUGUCCCCUCAAAUCACUCGUGUCUACAAAAAAUCCUGUCCAGACAGUUUCCAUGCUGCAAGCACCAAAGUUGCAGGGGGAGAAGAUAAUUUCACUUACUGUCCAGCAACAGGCCUAGCUAUAGGAAAUGAGCACUCAGAAUUUGCUGGUUGGGCAUUUCCAUUUCCAGGAGUGUUUCUGGCUGAGGAGUUCAUUAGCCAAGAUGAAGAAUCAGAAAUAGUUGAACUGAUGGAUCAGGAUGAUUGGAAACCAUCACAGUCUGGCCGAAAGAAACAGGACUACGGACCCAAAGUGAACUUCAAGAAACAAAGGCUGAAAGCUGGCAGCUUUACUGGUUUGCCAAGUUUUAGCAAGAAGCUUGUGGCACAAAUGAAGGCCUGCUCUGUCCUGGGUGGUUUCUUCCCUGUUGAACAAUGUAACCUGGACUACAUGCCAGAAAGAGGGUCUGCCAUCGACCCUCAUUUUGAUGACUGGUGGCUUUGGGGAGAACGUCUUGUCAGCUUAAACCUGCUCUCCCAAACUGUGCUCUCCAUGUCCUGUGACUCAGAGGACAGCAUCCAAUUAUUCCCCACUUGGAGUCAAGAAAACAGGGAACGGAGCCCCCUGGGAUCUCCCAGGCAGACAUCAGCGUGCAGAAAUCCAGGUGAAGAGGGAAAUGACUGCGUUUUAUCCCCCAGGUUUGUUCCCAGUAAAGAGGUGACUGUCGCCAUCCACUUACCCCGCCGGUCCCUGGUGGUGCUGCAGGGAGCUGCGCGGUACAAAUGGAAGCACGGGAUUCACCGCAGGCACAUCCAGCACCGCCGGGUCUGUGUCACCUUCAGGGAGCUGUCUGCAGAGUUCAGCGCCGGAGGCAAACAUGAGGAGCUGGGUAAAGAGCUGCUAGAAAGAGCCCUUUCGUUUCAAGGAAGGCCGGUGUGA